AUGCUCCUGCUUGUGUUCACUGGUAUUAAUCAAUUAGAAGCACAUUCGGACAACGAUAUGUAUGAUGGGUUAUAUGGAAAUCGAUUUGCAAUUAACGAUCAUAUGUCUGUUUAUGCUGAUAAUAAUAUUCAACAGUUCACAAUUGUGCGGCGACCGUUCUCGUCUAAUGCACUUACGAAUAUGAUCAGUUACAGUAAUAUUUAUCGAGAUAGUAGACUUAAUUCGUCCAACAUUUACAUUCAUAACAUUGCUACAGGUGCAAAAUUAAAUAACAACAAUUCAGUCGUUGCGUUCAUAGCGGAAACUAUGGAUCACAAGUCAUAUUUAAUUGUAAUGUGGAUACCAAUUACGUCUUCCGAUCCAAAUGAAAUCAACUUUGUGGAGUUGUCAACAAACAAUAUUGUGAAACAAAACGUUCUUGGUAUUGAUUCAGACAGUGCGCAUAUAUAUGUUGUUCAACUAGCUUCGACUCUUUAUUAUGACGUUAAUUCGAAAAUAAAUCGAACAUAUCAUAAUGUCGGGUUCUGGGACCCUCAUCAGUUCAUGAUUGGUGAAGCAUUGGCCGUUACAAAUGAUCAACGUCUUUUUUUACUUGCAUACAGACAGGGAAAAUAUGAACUUCGGCCAGCGUCAAGCAGAUUUUAUCUUUGCUUAUAUACUGUUGACCUUUCCAACGUAUCUAAGCCAAUAUCAAUGGAUCCAUUUGAAUGGACAAUGACUUUCCCAGUGGCAUAUCUCUCCGAGAAUAGAGAAUAUGCAGCACUGUCACUGGAUCUGAACGAAGAAUCUGAUAUGUUGAUUGCAGGAAUAGCAUCCAUGAAUAGUGUAGUGAUUUUCUCCAUUAAGGACAGAUCGAAACCUCCAAGUGUUUUCAACAAUCAUACUUUAUUACAAAAAAACGUAUUAUUUGGUAGAUCAGUUGCACUUCUAAAUAACGAUACAUAUGCUGUGCUCGCGUACGCGACAUCAACCUUACCAUGGUCCAGUUCUCAGAUCCAGUUUUAUUCUCUUGAUAUCAAUUCAAAUCCAAAGCCAAUAUUUGUCUUCCCAAACAAUCAACAGCCACUUCCAGUAUCAACUAGAUUACAGUCGCUCUAUCGUAUAAUUAAGUUUCUAUCCUGGGAUUCAAAUAACAUUGGGCUCUUACUUGAUCCUUUUAAAAUCCUUUUACUUCCUGCAAGUCCACCGGGAUACUGUAGUAGUUUGAACAAUACACACGAAAACUAUAUGACUUUUUCAGUAUACAAACCGCGACCAUGCAUUCCGGGAACAUAUAAGCACACCUCGGGCCUUGGUCCGUGUUUUAUUUGUCCAACCCAUUCGAAAAAUAAUGGUAGUUCGGCGAUCAACUGUGAACGAUGCUUUGCUACGAACACAUCACGAUGUUUUCCAGGCGCUAUAAACGAGAUUGAUACAGUGGAGUUAACAAAUCACGAUCAAGGAAAUCCCUAUCCAAUUUCACCUGAAUCGACACAAUUUGAUGAUCUACUACUUCAAAACAUUCUCCGAUUACCAACGACAACAAAAGAAUGUUUACUUCUUUCACCUGUCUUUUGGGCUUGUAUCAUCAUCCUCGUUUGUCUCGUAUUCUUUCUUAUCAGCAAACUUAUUGUACCCUGUUUCAAGCAUGUGAAUGGACAAACUAUUCUCAAAAACAUUUUCGUACGCGUUGAUUUAAUUGGCGAAGGACAAUAUUGGUUAGGCGGACUAAUUUCAACUUCUCUUUUCGUUCUCAUUAUAUUUUCAUGCAAAUUUAGUAUUUCAUUCAUGAACCUCUAUCCAUACGAACAAUCGUCGAUACUUGAACGAAUUAGUACUACCUGCGAUAGUUCAUUGGUCAAUGCAAAAUUCAGUAGCUCUUUACAACUAAUAUCGUUACAUAAACAUCAAGAAGAAAAACCGAUUUUUCGUUUACUCGAACAACAAAGCAUCAGUCUAUAUGUACAAUUUAUUAGUACGGCUUUUACAUGUGAUGAUCUGCAAAUUCAACAGAUGAGAGAUCAUGAACUAAGUACUCCAUUAGGAAAUUCCAAUUGUUCUGCAAAUAAUAGUAUACUUCAAGUUUCUACGACCUUCUUGCCGCAACACUUCGUCACAACGGAAUUUGAAUUGAACGGGCCACAUUUUGUUGGAGGACUUCGCGUUUGUCUGUCUGCUCCAUCGGUAUCUACUGAAAACGAAAAAUAUACUGCGAAACAGAUGGAUUUUUGUCAGUUCUUAUUCGUAGAUAAUCAAACUAUUGCUAGUAAACAAAAAAUAUACAUAAAAUUGAUUAAAAUUAUCAAUCGAACGGCAAGUAUAACAUCAGAGGAUGAUGAUGUCAUUUAUAGUGGCCUCUGGUUACCGACUCUCAUGUCCGGUGCUCUAACAGAUGAAUUACUUUUUACGCAAAAGGGAGAACACUAUCGUUAUCUACCGAUGAAAACAAGCUUGAUUGUUGAUAUAAGUGAAUCAGAAUUUUUCGUGAAAAACACCCAAGAACCAAUCGCUCGAACUUAUGAAAUCAUAUUCAAUACGAUUCUUUUUUCGAUGUUAUGUUUGGAUCUACUUGGACUUCUAUUCAUCGUGUUCAAAAUGGCCAUUCGUCCCUUGAUUAGCUUGGCCAGAAAACGUUUCCGUUCAAAAAGAACGAACUUAGCAUCAUCAGCUAUACAAAGAGUCGAUAGUCAACUUCACGCCUAUCAAUACUAA
This is a messenger RNA of Adineta ricciae, 2691 nucleotides long. NCBI's taxonomy places the organism in Eukaryota, Metazoa, Rotifera, Eurotatoria, Adinetida, Adinetidae. The record is from the annotation of a GenBank genome assembly.